CACCUUGUUCUAUCACAGCUGCUGAAGGGGGAAUAAUCGGUCCGUGAAAAUGGAAGCGCAGGGACUGGCGGGCUGGAGAAGCGUUUGUCGUGUAGCUCUUGCUGAAGAGGAUCCUUUGAAGCGCGUGACCUCUCAGAAGCCAAAGAAAGAACUGCACCCCCUGCGUGAUGUCCGUGUGGCAGAGCACGGAGGACACACUGCAGCGAAGUCAUCGUCAUUACUCUGCAGUUUCAAGUCACUCUGCAAAGUGCAUAGAUGCCUUACUGGCAGACCUGGAAUCCACCACCUCACAUAUCUCCAAACGACCAGUGUUUCUAACGGAGGAAACGCCUUACUCCUAUCCAACUGGAAACCACACAUAUCAGGAGAUUGCUGUGCCACCUCCAGUGCCUCCGCCACCUUCCAAUGAGGCCCUGAAUGGCACUGUGAUUGACCCCUUAGACCAGUGGCAACCCAACGUAUCCAGAUACAUCCACCAGCAGCCUCAGUCCCAGUCUCCUAUAUACAGCUGUAGUGCCAAAAGCUCCAGUGCCUCUGUUCCUAGAGACGGGCUCAGCUCUCCUUCUCCCCGUGCCAGUGAAGAGGAACACGUCUACAGUUUCCCAAACAAGCAGAAGUCUGCAGAACCAUCUCCUACAAUGACUAGCUCCUCUCUGGGCAGCAACCUCUCAGAAUUGGACAGACUUCUUCUGGAACUGAAUGCUGUUCAACAUAAUCCCACAAGUGGCUUUCCAGCAGAUGAAGCCAGCAGAAGCCCAUCACUGCCCAGCAUGACUGGACCUCACUAUGUUGUCCCAGAGAGCAGCAGCAGCUCUGUGGGAGGGAAGGCUGCACCCCCUACAAAAGAAAAGCCAAAGCGAAAUGGUGCACGUGGGAUUGAAGAUGUGCGUCCCAGCGUGGAGAGCCUGCUGGAUGAGCUGGAGAGCUCUGUGCCAAGUCCAGUCCCUGCAAUCACUGUGAGCCAAGGCGAGGUGAGCAGCCCCCAGCGAGUCACCGCCAGUCAGCAGCAGACCCGUAUAUCUGCUUCUUCAGCUACGCGAGAACUGGAUGAGCUGAUGGCAUCUCUCUCUGACUUCAAGUUCAUGGCGCAGGGGAAAGCCGGGAGCAGCUCCCCUCCAUCCACAGCCUCCAAGCCUGGCAGUCAGCUGGACACCAUGCUGGGAAGUCUCCAGUCUGACCUGAACAAACUGGGUGUAGCUACGGUUGCCAAAGGUGUCUGUGGGGCCUGCAAGAAGCCUAUCGCUGGGCAGGUAGUUACAGCCAUGGGGAAAACCUGGCACCCUGAGCACUUCGUCUGCACCCACUGCCAGGAGGAGAUUGGGUCACGUAACUUCUUUGAGCGGGAUGGUCAGCCCUACUGCGAGAAGGACUAUCACAACCUCUUCUCUCCUCGCUGCUACUACUGCAACGGGCCGAUCCUUGAUAAAGUGGUGACUGCUUUGGACAGGACAUGGCACCCCGAACACUUUUUCUGUGCCCAGUGUGGAGCUUUCUUUGGACCUGAAGGAUUUCAUGAGAAGGAUGGCAAAGCCUAUUGCCGCAAGGACUACUUUGAUAUGUUUGCUCCCAAGUGUGGAGGCUGUGCCCGGGCUAUCCUGGAAAAUUACAUCUCUGCCUUGAACACUCUGUGGCACCCUGAAUGCUUUGUCUGUCGGGAAUGUUUCACCCCCUUCAUCAAUGGCAGCUUCUUUGAGCACGAUGGGCAGCCCUACUGUGAGGUGCAUUACCACGAGCGUCGCGGCUCACUCUGCUCUGGUUGCCAGAAGCCUAUCACAGGACGCUGCAUCACUGCUAUGGGCAAGAAAUUUCACCCCGAACACUUUGUCUGUGCCUUCUGCCUCAAGCAGCUCAACAAAGGAACCUUCAAAGAACAGAACGACAAGCCCUACUGCCAGAACUGCUUUCUCAAGCUCUUCUGUUAGAGGCAUCAUAGAUGGGCGCUAAGCAUCUUUCUGCCACCCCCUUGGCAGUUCUGUCUCUCUGAACAUUACUGUGAUUUAGAAACCUUACCAGGCAGGGGAGGAGGGUGGGGUGGGCGUGGGGUGGGUGUGCUUUCUGCUGCUAUGGAGAGGCAGUAGAUCCCGAGAUGAGACGGACCAUUAAACUGGAAAAGCCCUUGCUGUGUCUCAGUAGAGAGAGGCCGAGAUCCCUCAAUAUGGUGUGUGUGUCUGUGUGUGUGACUUGACAGCUGAGCUUAGCUCGAGGGCUCCAACGGGGAGAUUUUACCCAGCCCCCUCCUGGCAGAAGGAGUCUCUGCCUGUACGUUUGAGCCCACCCCUGAGCUCCCUGAGCAAGUCCUAACACUAGCAGACAGCACAGCCCUCUGCUUGGACACCUCUUUCUCAGGCUUUUGUCUGCAUGUGUGCAGUCUGAGCAAUAGCACAGCGAGGGCACCCCGUGAUCUCAGUGCCACCCUGGCUGCGCUCACGAGAGCCGUGUGGCACGUAUGACUUCCUGAGAUCAGAGUGUCAACACAGGCAGCCAAGACCCUACAAGGGUCUCUCCAGUUCCAUUACACUGUAAGGAGAUGAUACCACUUUUUUUUUUUUUUUUUUUUUUUUUUUAAAAAGGAAUCAAAGUAUUACUGUGUGGGGUGGGUUUUUUUUUUCCUCCCCCUUAGUUUGUUAUUCCCUGCCAUUUCUCAACACACUGGAGCAGGAGCUGGAGUAAGCCCUGACCAUCCUUCAGCACUGAUGUGUGCUCCUGUGGGUGAUGUCCUAUGCCAGGCACCUCCGCCAGCACCCAGGCCUGCUCAGGGCAUCUGCUCCCCUUGCCUUGCUGCUCCUGGGAGAGAGGAAGAGGCAUCGUUCCUUCUUUAAAAGCAGGUGCAGAGAGAUUAGAGCACAGCCUUUUUCACCAUCCCUGUCAUGAGUGAGUGUGAGGUGUGUGUGUUUAUCUGGCCUGCAACUCUCCCAUGUAUCAGGGCCUGAAACCGUUACAAGAGCAGGGAGAAGUGGAGGGGUUUAAGAAGCCAGAAAAAAAAUUCCAAACUCUAUAUCCUUUCUUCUUCCUCUUUUUUGCUAAUGAGACCUGUCAGCCCCUUGGUAUUUCCCUUUUCUGUGCUCUUGUUAAACAUGUUCUACUGAGAGAUGCUAGAGCAAUAACCUUUUAUAUUGACUGUUGCUGGUAUAACAAGUCCCUUGGGUCAGGUGUGUGUGACACACUUGGAGUUUUACUAUCAAAAUGAAUACUGUAUCCUGUCUUUGAUAAGAACUGUAGAUUUCUACACUGAUUUUGAAUUCAUAUCUAAUUUACUUUUAUUCCUCUUAUACAGAAAUUGGUUUUGAAGUGAUUUUAAGAAAGCAACUUUUAUAUCAAGCUGUGCUGUUCUAGGCAGUGUGCCAGUUGUGCUGGUUUACUGCAUCUGUAACCUCAACGCUUUGUUAAGCCUAACUAACAUUCAAUAUUUUCUUUUUAUUGCGGGUUGGGAGGGGCUGGAAUCUAUGGGGAAGAGAAUAUGACUUGGUGUUUUUUUUUUUUGUUGUUGUUGGUUUUUUUUAUUAUUUUUUUUUUCCCUAGCACAGGCAGGUGAGCUGUGAAUAGCUUUUUUUUUUUUUUUUUUUUUUUCCUUGCUCCCUCUCCUUUGGGUCACCUGAAAGUGUGGUUUUUGGGGGUUUAUUGUAACCUGUAAACUGCUGUAUUUGAAUCACCUGCCGUUCUCCCAAAGCCCAGCUUCCAGGAUGUUACAGUGAGUCUUAAUAUGAUGCUGCAGCAGCAGGGAAGAGCUCAGACCUUUUGUCUUUGGUUUGUCCUCUUCAGCCACCUGGACCCAGAGCAAGGCCAAGCAGGGAAGGCAUUCCCUUUCUCCAGGACCAGAGCAGGGCUAAGUGGGGAAGGGGUUCCUUUUCUCCUGUGGAAGACCUUAUGACUAAGGAGAAGAAACCGGGAGAGACAGACUGUUCCUGACUAGCUGUGUAACUUUGGGCCAGUCACUAAACUUUACUGUGCCUCAGUUUCCCCAUCUGUAAAAUGGGGGCAGUUUAGCCUGGGUUGGUGAGGUUAUUUUGAGGCUUAGUUCACGUUUCCUAAAGCACUUUUAGGUCUCUGGCUGGAGGGUGCUAUGGAGGGUGAAACUACGUUGAAAUGCCCGAUGGCAUUCUGUGGUAGCAGCUUGAAGCAGCCCAGGGAGCGGUGUUAGGAAUUGCUUCUCCAGAGCACUACAGCAACAUUGCAGUCAACAUCUGGUUGUGCUUUUCAGCUUGGCAGCUGCAUUAGGGGGCUGGGGGCAACCGUGUCAGAAACCAGCCUGACCUUAGGCUGGAAUCUGUGGGUUACUGUCCCGUGUGACCUUGCUGCGGUGCUUCGCUGCCCUGCUUGGGUCACUGAAGCUGCUUUGCCUGUACAAAUGAACCUCAGUUUGCGGUUGUGAGAGCUACAGCUGUGUCAGCUGGGCUGAGCGCUGCUCUUGGAGAGUUUGUGAGGCAAGAAAUCUCAUCUUUGAAAUCUACUGGACUUGCAGUUGAUGUUUUGAAGCUGCAUGUGUUUAUCUUGCUGAAAAGGUCAGCUGCUUUUGGCCCCGCUAAGAGGACAAAAAGCUGUUGGGUCAGUAGUGCCGGAGGGGGGCAAGAAGGUGUUUCUGGCACUACUGCUUGUGGUGUGACACCUGCAAACUGUGUAAUCAUGUGCCUCAGUUUCCCUGUCUCUGGGGAGUCUUUAACCUACCUCACUGCUAGUUGAGGCUUAGCGUAGGUGACACUUCUGGCACGUGUGGAAAACCUGGGGCGCAGGGUGCUGCGGAGGGGUGCUGGUGCUGCACGGCACCGAAGGGGAGGCUCGUCUGUCGUUAGUGCUUAACGGAGAUGGUUAAACACUUGUCUCCUGAGCAAGAUGUUGAGCGUGCCCUGGGUUUAUCUGGUUUCUGACAUGCUGGGGUGCUACAUGGAUGCUAGUCUGCCAAAUAAUGACUUUUGGUGGCUGCCGCCGCCACCACCGAUGUCCAAAAUGCCUGUUAUUUGAUUUCAGAUGCAGUUUGAGAGUAGCAGAGUGGGCGGCCCGGGACGGUGGCAUGUGGGGAGCGGGGGCAGCAGGGUGGGUGGCAGCACCCCGGCUCCUGGGGCGGCUUUCAUUUCCCAGGCCCUGGCUCUGUGCGCAGCUCCCCCGCAGAGUGCUGCCCUGGGGUGGGCCUGGCACACCAAGCCCGGGCUGGGCUGGGGGGUGCUCCGCUGGGUCGACGGUUAUUUGAUGUUUUUUCUCCCUUGUAAAAAUUUAACUCAGCUUUUUUUUUUUUCUUCCCCCCCCAUUUAAAAUUGUUGCAGUUA
Molecule: messenger RNA, 5258 nt
Organism: Falco peregrinus (peregrine falcon)
Lineage: Eukaryota; Metazoa; Chordata; Aves; Falconiformes; Falconidae
Gene: PXN
Product: paxillin
Exons: 12
Coding region: 168-1922 (584 amino acids)
Biological process (GO): substrate adhesion-dependent cell spreading; endothelial cell migration; transforming growth factor beta receptor signaling pathway
Source: RefSeq, a predicted model, not a curated record